CGCGGUAUUAUCAUAGAAUUGGGUGCAACCGACCAAAGCUCAGCAAGAGCAAAGGUCCAGUCCAGAGCUAGCUGGGUGGGGAGGCUCGUAGUCGUAGAUCUUUGACGAACGACGAACCACCGAGAUUUGAACUUAUAAUUUCCACCGGUAUUAGCGUUUUUCUUGUUGAAUUUCUUCGCUUCUGAUUCCGAUAGGGCGAGGCGCCGGGGAAUUUCACCAUGGAUGCUCUCAGAAAGCAAGCCAGCAAGCUCAAGGUUCAAGUUGCCAAGCAACAGCAGGCUGUAAUAAAGCAAUUUGGUGGGUCCGGCUAUGAGAGUUCAGAUGUGAUGGUCAUAGAUGAGGUUGAGAUGCAGAGACAUCAGCAACUAGAGAAAUUUUAUAAAUCAACUCGUGCAGGAAGGGAUUUCCAAAAAGAUAUUGUUAAAGCUGGAGAAGCAUUUAUAGCCAUAGGUUAUAGACAUAUUGAGACAGGUAACAAGUUAUCUGAGGAUUGUUGCAACUAUGGAGCUAAUAAUAUCAACGAAAAUAUAUUAGCAAAGGCUUCAUCUAUAUAUGGCGAUGCUUGUAAGCAUGUGGAGAAGGAACAGGAGGACUUGAUCAAGCUUUUAUCUUCACAGAUUUUAGAUCCCUUGAGAGCAAUGAUUACUGGUCCUCCUCUAGAAGAUGCCCGACAUCUUGCUCAACGUUAUAGCCGUAUGAGACAGGAAGCAGAAUCACUGGCAGCAGAAAUUUCCAGAAGACGAGCACGUGUAAGGGAAUUUUCAAACCCUGAAAAUGUUGCAAAGUUACACGCUUCAGAAGCAAAAAUGCAGGAACUUAAAGCAAACAUGGCAGUUCUUGGGAAGGAAGCUUCAGCUGCGUUAGCUGCUGUUGACGCUCAGCAACAGAGACUUACUUUGCAGAGGCUAGUUGCAAUGGUUGAAGGUGAAAAGACAUACCAUCUUAGAGUAGCUGCUAUCCUUGGGGAGGUUGAAGCAGAGAUGGUCACAGAGAAACAACGAAAAGAGUCAGCUCCCCCUGUGAUCUCAUCAGAAAAUCACCCAGGGAAAUCAUCAUUCUUUUUGGCUGAAGCGGUGCAUCCUUUUAAUGCUGCGUCAGAGAAAGAACUGAGCUUGUCAGUUGGUGACUAUGUCGUUGUGCGAAAGGUGAGCCCAACAGGAUGGUCAGAAGGAGAAUGUAAAGGCAAAGCUGGUUGGUUUCCCUCAUCAUAUGUGGAGAAACGGCAAAGAAUUCCCACAAUGAACACCGUUCCUGAAUCAUUUUAAUCCUCAGCUGGGUGCAUAUUCUACGGUAGGCUUCAUUUCAUUUUCAGGAAGGUGGGCAACUUGGCUCAUCUGUUCACAUUCAUUGGUUCUUAAUGUCAAUUAAAUUUUAUGUAUUCUUUUCUCAACUUCGUUGUUUAGAUGUGUACUUGUAUAGGUUAUUCUUUUUGUCUUCUUAUUUUGGAAGAGAGAUUAUACCAGUGCAUGAAUAUGCAACCUUAGGUAUUCGUAUUAGCAAAAACCAUUAAUGUGAUCUAUUGUAACUUUGUUUUUGUGUAUUAUGUGUAUUAUUAGGAGUCCAAUAACUGAGUUAUAUUUAGUAUUUAUAUUGUUUUGUUGUUUA
Molecule: messenger RNA, 1605 nt
Organism: Cucumis melo (muskmelon)
Lineage: Eukaryota; Viridiplantae; Streptophyta; Magnoliopsida; Cucurbitales; Cucurbitaceae
Gene: SH3P3
Product: SH3 domain-containing protein 3
Exons: 10
Coding region: 219-1265 (348 amino acids)
Molecular function (GO): protein binding
Source: RefSeq, a predicted model, not a curated record